AUGGACGCUGACCACCGCCAUGUCUGCAAGUUCGACAGCCCCUCGGACCCAAAAUACAAGAUGCUGCGAAAUGCUCUUCUCACAGCUGUCGAUGCAAUACGGUCAUCUCGGCCCGAGACUCCGCCACCGCAGCCAUCCUCCCUGUCUGGACCUAUCCUGCAGCUGAGUAGUGCUCCAUCUCUGUCCGAUGCCACAGCAGCUGCACUCCUUCGCUCUUUUCUAGGAACUAGAGACUCCUUCGAGACCGACUUGGCAACUCUGCAAGUCCUCAAGCAGCCGGGGUCAUGCCAAUGGUUCACCAGGAAGGCGAUUCUUGCCUGUCAUAUCAUUGAACAGCUCAAAUCUCCCAAUGCAUUCUGCAGUUAUUUCAUUUCUCGACACGCAAAGACUGGCAACUCUACCUUGGGUGAAUGUUUCCUAUCCUUAGCCUAUCAGAUGGCGCUCCAGGACAACCUUGUUCGGGACGCUUUGCUCAAGCUCGCCCAGGACGAUAUGCCUUGGGACAAGACCGAUGAAGCUGUGGUUUGGCGCCGCAUCUUUACGGCUACCCUGUUCAAAAUACCGUCGAUGGCAAGCCACUUUUGGGUGAUCGAUGGUGUGGACGAAUUUUCAUGUUUUGGUUCUUUAUUUUCCAACAAGUUUCUUGCCACUAUACCCCACGAUCUUCACCUUUUUGCUACCAGUCGACUUUUGGAAGACAUUGAGCGUGGCUUGCUCUCUCUAGGACGGAAGAAGGCAACAAUAGAGAAGCUAUCGGAUACGGACACUACAACCCCCAAGACCGCGAGCGCAUGUGUGAGAAGAUACUUGCCAAAUCCCGGGGCUCUUUUUUUUUGGACACGACUGGUCGUACAAGAGUUUGAGGAUGUCUGGUGGGAUGAGACCAUGGAGGUUGUGUUGGAAGAGGUACCUGCCGACCUGUUCGCCUUCUAUCGUCGAAUGACGGAAUCCAUUACUUUCAAGAAACGAAAAGCUACCCUUGCAAAGUCCAUCUUGACUUGGGUUACACUCUCAUCCCGCCCACUCACUUUGCAGGAGCUACGAUCCAUACCGGAUCUCUGCGCACAGCUCGUAUUCAUUGACAUUAAUAGCACUGUGCAGAUGACAUACGAAACCUCCAGAGUUACGGAGAAGCAGUCAGCGAUUGGGGGUUCGGUGGGACUCGGAAAGUUUGCAGCGACACCACAGCCAUUGGACCCCUCUAUGGUUAACUACGCAUGCCGCUUCUUCUCCAAUCAUGUUUUCCUGUUCGCAUCAUCUGACGACUACCUCACGGACGCUCUCUGCGAGUUUCUACGGAGCAACACUGUCCUAGAAUGGAUCGAACAUGUCUCAGCAGCCGGAAAUCUGGCCGUGAUCGCUCAGACAGCCACAAAUUUACGGGAAUAUAUUGGCCACCAGCGAGCUCCUAGAGGACUUACCGUACAAGGAGUACUACCUGGGACAUGGGACGAUUGUCUUACUCAAAUAGACUUCCGCAGUGGUCCUGCGACAACAGUGGCUCAUGGUGAGCGUUAUUUCGCCGUUGGUCUGGCAACUGGUCAGUUAUUGCUAUACGAUCCGGAGUCUCUUCACUGCCUUCGCUAUUUGAGCCAUCCUGAACGUGCCCGGAAAUUGGCAUUCAGCCUUGAUGACGCCCUUUUGGCUUCUUGCGGCGCGAAACAGCUUGUGAUUUGGGAUCCCAAGUCGGGAUCCAUGAGACAUGCAAUUUCGAUGAUGUCACCACCGCUGGCCAUGAUAUUUCUCGGUGUCGAAGAGAUCGUAUUGGCACACCAAUCUAGUGUCCUCACAAAAUGGAAGCUACAAACACAGGAGUUUGACACGAUUUGCUGGAAUCAUCCGGACAACCGUAGUGACUACAUACCAAACUCCUUUCCGCACACGAUCAUUCCGACACAAGCCCCAUCUCAAGCACCAUUUCUCGUUACCCCUGACGAGGUAUUUGUCGCUGUCGGCUAUCGUUCACAUCCAGUUCUCAUCCUAAGCAUCUUCGAGUUCCGUCUGGUUGGUAUUUGCGCCACCAAAUUCGACAGCAAGGGAGUCAAUGACCUCAUCUUCAACCCUGACCCGGAAUUUCGUACCCUAGUGGCAGCCUUUGAGGGCGGUAGUCUCUGUGUCUUUGACUACCUAACGCAAGAACUGCAUCUCCGCCGGCCUCAGGUCCAUGCCCAAAGUCUCGCCUGCUCUCCAGAUGGAAGAAGCCUCGGGGCGGGGACCAAUCAGGGUGCUGUCGAAAUUUUCGAAUUCGAGCGUGAUCACCAUGGCGCUAUCACAACUCUAGUACCCAUCUACCGCACAAAUCACCCAUUAGACCAGGCUGUCCGUGGUCUCUGCUUCAGUUCAGAUGGGGUACGCUUUGUUGACAUUCGUGGCAAGAAAGGCCGCGUGUGGGCUCCGGCUUCUUUGGUCAGAAAGAGUAUGAAUGACUUGAUGAGCUCGACUGGGAGCUUGGACGCAGAGGCUGCCCAAACGUUUGGCUCACAAGCAUCCAGGACGAUGUUGCUUCACCCUCCUGACCAUCCAGAAAUAACGAGUUCAAUCGUGGCAUCCUCUGACGGGAGCCUCAUCAUUGUUGUCAAAAGAGAUGGGAGUGUAGUGGCAUUAUCAACAGCAGGGGCGAGAGAAAUCGGUGUCCUCUACAGACAUGGAAUUGGGUCAGCGAUUGGCGAAAUUGUACUGAGCGCAUCCCAACAGAUGAUUGCGUCUGUCGACGAUUCGGCGCGUAUUCUAGUUGUCAGACCGACGCUAUCAAGAAGCUGUUACGCAAAUGUUUUUCAGCUCCGCCGCCGAUACGUUACUAGUUGCCGGUCGUACUUCUGCUCAACUGCGGAGUUAACGACUGGGUUGGUCUAUUUUCCUGGUCGUCAAACUGUCGAGGCCACUGUGGGACUUGCAGUUGGUGACAUCGCCGCCACUGACGGCCCAAUCUCUCCUGGGCUGAGCGGGAAAGUGUCUGAUGCACAAGAUUUAACACACCGCGCCGUCUUCCCACACCCGAAUACUGCCUGGUUCGUGCUCCUAUAUGGCGACGUUGUUCGUAUUUACUCCUGGUCAAACUUUUCAGAACUCACGCCUGUUCAUGUUAAAAGAAUUGAGAGACCAUACGAAGCCCCCGCACCCAAAACCGGAGUGGAUGCUCCCUUGCAGAGUCGCCAUGUCAGAAUCAAGGCAUCUUACCACGUGGCAAAAGACUGUGUUGUGGAAUUUAUUGAGCCCUAUUCGACCACCCGGCCGCAGCUUCACUUGUGGUCCGCCUCCUCGCUCGACCCAUUUUCCACCGAGGAUACUAUCAGACCAGCAGACGAAACGAAUUUGUACACGGUCAGACACAAUGUCCACUCAGUUCUGGGUCUUGUUGGUGCGUCGACUUUGCUGUUUCUGGACACCAACCUGUGGGUGUGCAGUGUCAGCCUGCAAUCAAUGAUGAUAAACACGCACUUGUCGACCGGUCGUGGAUCACAAGCCAGGGGCUUUGCCAAUAGAAACUACCAAGGCACGUCCAGAACUCAGGCUCUCGGCUCUGGCACAGCGAGUGCAUCGCCCUCGUCAUCAACAAUUCAUGCAAGCACACCCAUGACUCAUGCACGAAGGCAUUGCUUUGCUCUGAGUGAGUGGAGGACCGCAGCUGGGGAAGUUCGUGCCACAACAAUCGUGCUGGGGCAUACACAGGCCUGGGGGCGAAUGGCAAAUGGGAGUUCAACUGGCAGUCGGGAAGUUGGGAUAGCGUUUGUGAAUGGGCAUCGGGUAGUUGUUAUGAACGGUGGAUUGGGAUUCUCUGAGGGUGUUGCAGUGACGACAUCGACGACCGUGAAAAUCGCAGGCCAGGAUAUAUGGACCGUCACUAGUGGAAGUAUGCAUCGUCAAGCUUCUCACUGGUAG
Messenger RNA from Podospora anserina S mat+, 3879 nucleotides. RefSeq lists its product as uncharacterized. NCBI's taxonomy places the organism in Eukaryota, Fungi, Ascomycota, Sordariomycetes, Sordariales, Podosporaceae. The transcript has 8 exons. Gene Ontology annotation, molecular function: protein binding. The record is from RefSeq and is a predicted model, not a curated record. The coding region runs from base 1 to 3879 and encodes 1292 amino acids.